Molecule: messenger RNA, 1116 nt
Organism: Solanum lycopersicum (tomato)
Lineage: Eukaryota; Viridiplantae; Streptophyta; Magnoliopsida; Solanales; Solanaceae
Source: RefSeq, a predicted model, not a curated record
AUGUAUUAUGAUCUUAAACUGAUCUAUUGGUUGGAUGGCAUCAAGAAGGACAUUGUAGAUUAUGUGGCCAAGUGUCCUAAUUGUCAACAUGUUAAGGCAGAACAUGUUAAGCCUGGCAGUCGUAGUCAUAUAAUUGAUAUUACAACAUAUAAAUGGGAAGCCAUUAAUAUGGACUUCGUGGUUGGUAUUCCGAAGACUUUGAGGAAUCAUGACUUCAUAUGGAUUACUGUGGACAAGAUGACUAUGUCUUCCAACUUUAUCCCUGUGAACUCUACUUAUAGAGCUGAGGAUUAUCUGAAACCCUACAUUGAUGAUAUUGUGAAGCUUAGUACUGCCUUUUAUACUCAAAUUGAUGGGCAGGCAGUGCGCACCAUUCAGACAUUAGAGAACAUUCUAAGGGUCUGUAUGUUUGAAUUCAAGGGUAUUUGGGAUGACCAGCUGCUUUUGAUAGAGUUCUCAUAUAAUAAUAUUUAUCACUCAAGCAUGAGGAUGACAUCGUUUAAAGCACUGUAUGGUACAAGGUGUAGCGCUCCACUUGGGUGCUUCACGGUUGGAGAUUCAUCCAUUUUUGGUCCAGAUAUAAUCCUUGAGGAGUUAGAGAAGGUCAGGGGGGUGAUGAGGUUUGGCAGUACGUGGAAGUUGAAUGCGAGGUAUAUUGGGACAUAUGAGAUCCUACAGCGUGUGGGAGAGGUCGCCUAUGAGUUUGCAUUUCCUACAAAACUUUCUUCUGUUAAUCCAGUCUUUCAUCUCGGUAUGUUAAAGAAGAGCCUAGUUGAUCCAUCAUCUAUUCUACCUGUUGAAGGUUUGGGGGUUGAUAAAAAAAUUUCCUAUGAGGACGUACCUGUUGAGAUUUUGGAUAGACAAGUCAAGGGGCUAAGGAACAGGGGGAUUGCCACAGUGAAGGUCGUGAGGAAUAAUGAACACUUGAGAAAUGCGGCACAAAGACUUGAAGAGGAAAUUGCCAAUGCACGAGCUCCUCCCCAUGGUGAUCCAGUUCCUCCACUUGAAGAAGAUGCUAAUAUUGAACAAGCUCCGGUCAAUCAUCCUCCUUUAAUGGAUCAGAAUAUGAGGGCUGUUAUUCUUCAAGUGUCCCAAGCUAUGACUACUCAAGAAUAA